This is a messenger RNA of Phytomonas sp. EM1, 2661 nucleotides long. NCBI's taxonomy places the organism in Eukaryota, Euglenozoa, Kinetoplastea, Trypanosomatida, Trypanosomatidae. The record is from the annotation of a GenBank genome assembly.
AUGGGCAUUGCGGGCUUCUUUCUAUGGCUCCAACGAUGGUAUUCCAAUUGCAUUGAGGAGGUUCCGCAAGAGGUCGUUGACGCCGCGAUGCAGGGCAAAUCACUCCUAAGCAAGAGUGACGCCAGGUAUCGGUAUGACAAUUUCUACGUGGACAUGAAUGGGCUUAUUCACCCCUGCUGUCAUGAUACACAUCCACUGCCGGAGCCGGAGACUGAGGAGGAGAUGUUUGAGCGUAUGUUCGAACAUCUCGACCUUCUUGUUAAAAUAGCAAGGCCGCGCAAGUGUCUGAUUCUCUGCAUAGAUGGCGUGGCUCCGCGCAGCAAGAUGAACCAGCAACGCAGUCGUCGCUUCCGCGCCGCGGAGGAACGUCUAGAAAGUGAUACCAUUUCGAAAGAGGUGGCGGAUGAGAUUGAAAUGAAAAACAAACUACCGCGGCCAGUCGUGCGCGGGCGUUGGGAUCACAACGUUAUUACCCCGUCUACCGACUUCAUGGAGAGAGUGGGAAUCGCAAUUAAGUGGUUCAUUAUGAAGAAACUGAAUGAGGAUUCUGCCUGGAAGCAUUUGGCGGUUCUGUUUUCUGAUGCUCACACCCCUGGUGAAGGGGAACACAAAAUCAUGCAAUACAUUCGAACUCUACGAGCUCAACCGGGUUAUCACCCUCGCACGACACAUCUUAUUCAAGGCAUGGAUGCGGACUUGAUUUGCCUCGGACUUUCGACUCACGAGCAACACGUGAGUAUCUUUCGAAACCAACUCACCGAAACUUUCAGCGCUGAUAUGACUCGCUUUUGCUUUUUCGACCUCUUCAAGUUUCGUGAGGCUUUAAUGAGAGACUUUAGUAAUAUUCCGGACAUGAAGUUUGAACGCGUGUUGGACGACUUUAUUUAUUUGUGUUUCUUUGUCGGGAACGAUUUUUUGCCGCAUAUUCCGCUGAUCUCCAUUAAAACCAAAGGCAUCGAGUUACUAGUGGACCACUACGUGCGCGAUUUCGACCAACAUUCAUAUCUCACCAAUGGUGGUGAAGUGGAUUUCCGCAGGCUUGCUACCUUUUUACGCAAUUUUGUAGAUAAACGAAUGAAGGAACUACAAAGAGAAUAUAGGUCUGUAUUACGAACAAAGGAACGUGCUAAACAGCAAGUAGCAGAGCGCAUCGAACAGAGCGCGUACAAGGCUGAGGAAGUUCUGGAGACGUUGCUGCCGGAUCGCUCUAAUGCCCAGGAGGUGAGUAACAAAUUGCUUAGCAUACUUGUUGGUGCACGGAAAGAGCAGAACCGGUUCGUCGCUGACACACAGUCGCUUCCUUUUUCCUAUCUCACAGAUAACUAUCGGGAGGAAUACUAUAAGCACAAAUUUGGUUGGGAUCCGGAUGCGGACCGAGAGGCCUUUGAGUUGAACAUCCGUCGGUGUUGCGCCGAAUACCUUCGCGGCACACAGUGGGUGAUGCGGUACUACACCAAGGGUUGCCCCUCCUGGGGUUGGUACUAUCCUUUCCACUACGCGCCGUUACUGCAGGACCUCGCGACCUUCACCGCUAAGGUGGACGUAAAAAUGCACAUCAGCGCGCCGUUGCACCCCGUGGAGCAGCUUCUCGCCGUCCUGCCGCGACUCAGCGUUGAUGCCUUGCCCGAAGAGUUGCAUGAAGCAGUUAAGAAUGAGCAGUCUGUGCUUGGCCGUUUUUAUCCCGAUAAGAUUGAUGUGGACUAUAGUGAGGCGAACUUUUCUUACCAGGGAGUCCUUCGGAUUCCUUUCAUCGACAGCAAGGAAUUGAGCAAGGCUUGCCAACAACUCAUCGAACUCAAGGAGGAUGUCGGCACUACACUUCUCUUUCUGAAUGAAUCAAAUCCGCUGUGCAGUAAGCUAUACCGUCUCUUAAAGAUGAACGGGGUUGUGGGGCGAGGUGCUGCGGGGCAUAGUGGCGAUCAACUAGUGUCCAUCACGGCUGAUAUUGCGGCCACUACGCCUAUAGCAGGCCGGGUAGGUCUUUGUAUGGACGAAUGCCCUCUCCAUGCAAAGCUAAGGUGCCCCGAUGCAGACCUAGAACGGUGUAUUCCUUUUGGUUUACCGAUAGAAGAUAACGCUACGCAUUGCUUCUUGUAUGAACUCAACACACAGACAGAAUACAAUCAGUCCCUUCUCAAGGUCCAAGACAGCUCGGAAACGGCACAGAUCAAGAGGGCGAAGGCUAUGAAACAAAAUUUUCCCUUGGAAGAUUUCCCAAUACAAGGAGAGACGCGAAAGAAGCGCACCAAGCGUCCUCGAUCCAGUUCUCUUGACGUGCACUCGACGAGUGGCGCCGACGAUGAUAGUGAGAGUCCACAUGUUUCCGCAGAGACUAUCGUUCUAGCCAAAGAAGGCUCUAUAGAUACACUUAGUCCACUUCAAAACACAUCUCGGCAGCAUUUAAGUACACGAAAUGAAAAUUGUCAUGCUAUAGAAGACAACGCACAUGGGAAAAAUAUAUCUUGCCUUGAUUCCAAAUCAUCCAAGGGAGGAAAUAGGAAAAAGCUCAAAAAGAAAGCAACACAGGGAAACGGAGUCGCUUCUGCUAGUAUGAAUUCCAAGGUCAUCUUGAAGGGCCACAAGACUAGCCCUAUGAAGGGACAAACCAAGAAUCUCGCGCGCUCCAAUACGAUGGAAGUGAAUCCUAAAGGAAGGCAUUAA